This is a messenger RNA of Anguilla anguilla (European eel), 2592 nucleotides long. It is a transcript of the gene ergic2, whose product is annotated as ERGIC and golgi 2. NCBI's taxonomy places the organism in Eukaryota, Metazoa, Chordata, Actinopteri, Anguilliformes, Anguillidae. Gene Ontology annotation, cellular component: membrane; endoplasmic reticulum; COPII-coated ER to Golgi transport vesicle. The record is from RefSeq and is a predicted model, not a curated record. The coding region runs from base 216 to 1346 and encodes 376 amino acids. Gene Ontology annotation, biological process: retrograde vesicle-mediated transport, Golgi to endoplasmic reticulum; endoplasmic reticulum to Golgi vesicle-mediated transport. The transcript is spliced from 14 exons.
AAGCUCUAUGGUUCUAACGGGGUCAGCGGUUCACAAGCGUAGAAAACCUCAUACACGCCUGGAAUAAUUUACAGUUGAACAAUAAUUAAAUAUGAAACCCGUGUUUGACUAACAGCACACUGUCCGUCAAAGAUUUCAACGGGAACCUAACAUUUUGUAGACGUAUGCACCCGAGGUUGAAUUUAUGAGGGAGGCAGUGGAGGAUUCUCCCGAAGAUGAGGCGGCUGUCCCGGAAGAAAGCUCUCAACCUGGUGAAGGAACUAGACGCUUUCCCAAAGGUUCCCGAAAGCUACGUAGAAACUACAGCGAGUGGAGGAACUGUGUCUCUCAUCGCCUUCACUGCGAUGGCACUCCUGGCCUUUUUUGAGUUCUUUGUGUACCAAGACACCUGGAUGAGGUACCAGUAUGAGGUAGACAAGGACUUUUCCAGUAAAUUAAGAAUUAAUAUAGAUAUAACAGUUGCUAUGAGAUGUCAGCACAUCGGUGCGGAUGUGCUGGAUCUGGCUGAGACCAUGGUAGCAUCAGACGGCCUGGAGUAUGAACCGGUCAUUUUUGAGCUCUCUCCCCAGCAAAGACUAUGGCACAGGACCCUCCUCCUGAUCCAGGACAGGCUGCGAGAGGAGCACUCUCUGCAGGACGUCCUGUUCAAGAGCAUUCUGAAGGGGUCCCCAACAGCCUUGCCCCCACGGGAGGACACACCCACCCAGCCUCUCUCUGCCUGUCGGAUACACGGGCACCUCUACGUCAACAAAGUAGCUGGAAAUUUCCACAUCACAGUGGGCAAAGCUAUCCCUCAUCCUCGAGGCCACGCCCACCUCGCUGCUCUCGUCAGCCACGAAACGUACAACUUCUCCCAUCGGAUAGACCAUCUGUCUUUCGGAGAGGAAGUCCCGGGAAUCUUAAACCCGCUGGACGGCACGGAGAAAAUCUGCGCCGACCAUAAUCAGAUGUUCCAGUAUUUCAUCACUGUGGUGCCCACAAAACUGCACACCUACAAGAUCUCAGCCGACACACACCAAUACUCUGUCACAGAGCGGGAGCGUGUGAUCAACCAUGCUGCUGGUAGUCAUGGCGUUUCGGGGAUCUUCAUGAAGUAUGACAUCAGCUCUCUGAUGGUGACGGUAACCGAGCAACACAUGCCGUUCUGGCAGUUCCUGGUGCGGCUCUGCGGAAUCGUCGGGGGAAUCUUCUCUACCACAGGUAUGCUCCAUGGGUUUGUGGGGUUUUGUGUGGACAUCUUCUGCUGCCGCUUCAAACUGGGAGUUUACAGACCCAAAGAGGUGAGCAUCUCGGAUGGCCUGGUAAAUAACCACACCCCUUUACUGUCGGAGAACAGUGCACACUAACUGGACCCUGGGGGGGCGGGGUCACCAGGCCGCCCCCUGUCCUAAGACAGACCCCCCCCCCCCCCCCGCACAGCGGAAUGUGUUUUAGCCCCACCAGCUGAUCCAGCCCUUUUCUACACACUGAACAUUUCUUAUACAAACAGACGGGAGCGAACCACUGGCCAAAAACGGGGGAGUUCUAAGAGAGGAGGGGCCUAAAAUGGAGAAUGACUGGAAUGGCCUGCCUGUGAAAUCAAGCCGUGGCCUGAACUGGUCGCGGCGAUUCCCCCCCCCCCCCCCCCCCCCAUGUCUUUAUUAUUGUUAUUAAUUUGUGCUUUUGUCGCCAUGGAGACCCUCAGCACCGAGUGAAAUGUUCCAGAGCAUUGGAGAGAGGGGAAGAAAAAAAAACCUGUCAGAACCUGCCCUACACCUGCGCACCUGCCCUACACCUGCGCACCUGUCAGAACCUGCCCUACACCUGCGCACCUGUCCUACACCUGUACAGACCCUGUGCACCUUUGUGCUUUUGCCCUGGAUAGAUGCGGACACAGGAUUUUCUGAGAUGAAUCCUGAUCUUGAUGUUUUUCUCUAUGUGUUGGGUUGGAUUGAAAACAAUUAUUUUUUUGAAACUGUGCUGGUCUAUUAUGUCUAAUGACUUUGGGUUUAUAUUGACAUUUUAAAGAAGUGGUUUCACUGUCCUUUCAGGAAGACCACCUGUGAUGAGGGGGGGUAUCUGUGUUUUACAGUUGGGGAGUUUGGAGGUGGAGGUGGGGGUGGGGGUGGGGUGGGAUGGGAGGGGGGGAUUGUACACAUUUAGGAAAUCGUGUUGAACUGACUCCAGCAGUUUUUGGUGAGAUUGUGAAACAUCUUGUGCAAGAACUUUAAGUACACUAUAUUUCCAGCUGUAUUCUGUACUUCAGCAUUGGGCUCUCAUUGAGUCACAUAGGAAGAUUUCUGAUUGGUCAUCAGCUUUGGGGGGAAAUCUGCAUUGGUCACCUGUGAUCUGCAGACUCUCAUGGGCUAUUAUAGUGUCUUUGUCAUGGAGACGCUCAAUCCCAUAUUAUUAUUUGUUACGGUUAAUGUUAAUCGGGUGGUGUGGAGAACAAUUCAAAUUGUUAUUAAAUACAUGGAUGGACAACAAAUGCUUUUUUUGUAUGUCACUCUAGAUCAUUUUGUUUGCAUAUUUAAGGGUAGAUCUAGUCUGCGGUCUGGUAAAACAUAAUUUAAAUGAUAUGGGAUUAAAUGCUUUGAAAUGUUUGAUAUGUGA